AUGUCAAGCUCAAUGGAUGGCUGCAUUGCCCUUUUGAGGGCAGAAGAAAAGAAACUGUGCGAAUGGCAUUCGCAGCUGACACCAUUCGAGCUUCCAACGGAGUCAUUUCCUGGUCUCGAUGAAGCCCAACCUAGUAAUGGGCACAUACGGCCCCUCCGAUUUCGUCGUCACCCAUUCGCCAUGAACUACGCCUAUUACGUUGUUGCACGAAUUAUGCAAUCAGCGUGUUUUCUAAAUGGUCUCCAGCAAUACGCAUCCGAUGAUCAGACAGUACCAAUCAAUGAUGAAACUAUCAGAUUCUGGAUGCGAAUACUCCUUCGUAUAGUAGCCGGUCUCAGUAAGGCGGAGUGUGCCACACGAAACGUCUACACGAUUGGUAUGUCAAACCUAUUGGUUGCCUGCAUACUUCGAUCUUCCGACUUGGACGUUGGUCUGUGGAUUCAAAACUGGCUGCAGGAUUUCCUAUCCAUACCAAUCCUUGAGGAGGGAAGUUUUCCUAUCUCCCAGGCCCUGGAGAUCGUCCGCCUCGUGAACAAAGAACGACGCUCGGGGAAGGAUAUCUAUGCGAUUGGCGUAACUAAGGAAGACGGUGGUGGUACUGGGAAAUAUUUUUCAUACCAGAGCCAGACCAUCUACGAGCUUGUCUUACUGGGGAGAAUACGUGAGACAAACUACUUGUAUUCUGAGUCAGUAUCUGUGGAAUGGGCUAUAUGA
Molecule: messenger RNA, 714 nt
Organism: Aspergillus pseudotamarii
Lineage: Eukaryota; Fungi; Ascomycota; Eurotiomycetes; Eurotiales; Aspergillaceae
Exons: 1
Coding region: 1-714 (237 amino acids)
Source: RefSeq, a predicted model, not a curated record